AUAAUGAAAUCUUGCUUGAAAUCGUCUUUGUAAUCUUGUUCUUGUAAAAUGUACAUUUUUAGACUGUGUAUAAAAAAAUAUUGCUUGCAGUGAUUUGCCCCUCGAAAGCAUUUAUGGGGUGAGUUUUUUUGGCAAUGUGCAGAUUACAUCAGGGUUCCACAGAUGUGAGCUGGAGGAAGGUUUUGAGGAAGGCCAAUGUAUCGCUUGACAAGAUUAUAUAAAAUGAGAGGAAUAUACUGUUGUGCUUGAAUUUUUCUUUUUGGCAAACCAAACUAUCAAUGGUUUUACGUAAAAGCAAAUUUCAUCUGGAGGAAGAUCGGGGCGUUCUGUUUAAUGGUAUCAUGGAAUCAGGGAUCGAAUCACAACAGCUUGAUCAAGAGAUCUCAAAUGUUUACUAACGUUUUUAGUUUUCUUGUUAAAAAUCAAAAGCGUACUUUCAAUUGGCAUCAAAUUGACCGUUUCAAGGUAUUUAAAUUCAAUAAUCUCGAUUGUCAUGUCGUUUUGUGCUUAUUGUUGAACUAAAAAAAAUCUAUUGUUUCAUUUGAUCAGUUUCCAAUCUGCUGAUUUAUUUAGAUCCCUGUUUGUCUUGUAAUGUGUCAUGCUCAGUCAUGCUGCAGAAUCUUUUGAGAGCAACUCAACCAUAGGGCGUGUCACGCCUACCGCUGUUGAAAAUUUGUCUGGUAGUUGCCUCUCUCUAUGGCUAGAUGAAGCACGAGGUCAGUUGUUGUAAUACGAUAGUGUUUACGCAAUGAACAGCAGAUAAUUUUUCGCUCACUUGCAUGGAUUGUUUUGUAUUGUUAUGGAGUAAUGGAUGGAAAUGUUGCUCACCAGGCACAAAGGAGGAAAAUAGGCUCUUGGUUUGUUCUCCUGCAACCUACCAAGUUUGUGUGCACCGUCUGGGCUAAUUCAGAUGAACAUUAACGUAGACACUCACUCUUUUUAUUUCUUAUAACAAACAAGGGCAGUGGCGGCCCCACGGGGUGGGAUGGGGUGUACAUGUCCAAGGCGGAUCCAUACUUCAGUAAUCUGUGCAAAUGCAAAAAUCAGAUUGUUACAGCCAUAGACCGAGAUACAACUUUUUGUUCGGGAGGGGGGUGUCAACCCUGAUAAAUAAGUGUAACAACGGACAUAUUUUACGAAAUAAAAGUAUUUUACUUAAAUUUUUCUUGGGGGGGGGGGAGCAAGGCUCCCGGUAUCUCUGUACUUGGUAACAAUAACAAAACAAAAAUAGAAUCCAUGAGAAUCUUCCCGUCCUAAUUCUGCUCCCAUCGAUACCAACAGCAUACAUAAGGCAGAUAUUUAUUUUGCUGACUUUAUUUUACCCUCUGUACAGAACUGUCAGCCGGCAAUUCUAGGCAAUUCUCUGGUUCGUGGUUUCUGAAUCCAGUAGCUUGUUUGCCCCUUGAGAACCAUCACCACUUGCUUGACCUAUGCAAACGUGUUGUAAACCAAUCAGGGUUAGCCUGCGCCCCAGUCCACAAAUGCAGCCACAUCUAUGGACUGUGCAAUAUUGAUAAACAUCCUGUCCAGGUAGAGGGCUGGGUCUUGUCUAUGAAAAUAACUUAUGCAAUGAGACAAAUGAAGUCUUGCAAGAAAAAUCCACGAAGAAAUAUGCACUGAAACUAAACAGGACGUAGAUAAAUCUUGCGAGAUUGGAACCGUUGACAAUUUCAGCUAACUGCAUAAUUUUGUGCAUUGUUUGAUGUAACCAAAGAAAUGGAAGUUGACUGUCUCUAGAGUGUCUUCUAAACUGUACUGCCAUGUCACCAUCUCGGCCUGUCAAAUCACAGCCAGUCUUUCCCAAACAGAACUGCCAUAUCUUCUUCGCUCACAGCUUCGGCAAGCCAAAAUCAUCCAGAUACAACAAAAUUCCAAUAGAUAGCUUCGUCCUCAGUCCUUUUUGCCCAUUUACCUUUGCAUCAUUCAUGAGAUUUCUAAAAAAGUUAAAAAUUUGGUUUUCUGGCGUUCAAUAUUUAUUCUUUAAAAAAGCUUUUCAAAUAAACAGGAAGGCGUGCUAACUGUCUACCAUCCAUGAUUAGAAAGAACUUUUUGUCAGUGAAUCCUAAUUCCUUCAGGAACAUACGCAAGGCGUGUACAGCCCUGCCUGAACAGCAUCGCGCGUUCUAUGAGGACAGACGAAUAAAGCAGUUAUUCUUUCCUACAAAUUUUCAUUUAUUUUUCAGGUCUCAAUUUUGACAACAAAACAUAUGAAGACGCGUAAGAGCACUGUAAAGCAUGUUGAAUAUCAAUUACCGAAUCCACAGUUAGCAGAAAACAUUCUUGGUUUGCAAGGUGAUACAUCGCUUGCAUUAGGACCCCGUGCCUUUUUAAAUGCACUUCGAGAGUUCUCUCAGCUUCUACUAGACUCUUGCUUUGCAAUGCUGGAAAACGACAAUGUGCUUCGAGAGAUAAAGGACGCAGACAUGAUCGUGACAGUAUCGCUAAUGUCAUGUGGGCACUAUAUUGCUGAUAUUUUUAACAAGCCUACGAUAACUCUGCAUUUAGCUGCGUUAUCUCUUAUCGCCUCGGAGACUGGAGUUCCAACCCUUGCUAGCUUCGUUCCGAUGGUGCUAUCUCCGUUUAGUGAUAAAAUGUCUUUCUUGGAGCGGAUAAAGAAUUUCCUCGCGUAUAGAACUAGGGACAUCCUUGUGAAUUACUGGAUGACAUAUUGGUUUAGAGUGCUGCAAUCUGCAAACGACUGGAUGAGCAAAGGGAGCUACUCUGAGGUCAUCGGAAAAGCGGAGAUGGUCAUAGUGCCACUUGACUUCUCAUAUCAGUAUGUAACCCCAAUAAUGCCCAAUAUCUUUUUUGUUGGAGCAUUUUUGACAAAACCAUCAAAGGAGCUAGAUGCAGAUCUUGAAGAGUUCAUGCAAAGCUCUGGAGAGCACGGGGUUGUGCUAAUCGCUUUUGGGAGUACAACGUGUAAAAUGGAUCAAUUAAUUGUGGAAAGAAUCCUAACUGCCAUUUCACGCAUGAAGCAAAAGUUCAUCUGGAAAAUGACACCUACCGAAAAUCUGAAGCUUCCUCCAAACCUGAAAGCGCUGAAAUGGGUACCCCAGAAUGACAUUCUUGGCCACGAAAAGACCAAGGCCUUCGUUAGUCACAUGGGCAUAAACGGAGCCGCUGAAGCUGCGUAUCACGGUGUGCCGAUAGUCGCUGCGCCUUUCAAUUUUGAACGGGUCCAUAAUGCAAUCCUGUUUUCUACGAGAGUGAAAAUGGCGAAGUUUGUUGACAUUGAAAAUGCUGACGCAGAGGCAUGGCAGCGAACUAUCGAAGAAGUGAUUCACAACUCAAGCUACAAGGAGCAUGCAAUAAUGACGUCAAAACGUAUGCGAAGCUGGCCUAAAUCAGGCACAGAGAGAGCCGGAGAUCUUGUUCAGUAUGCACUUGAUAAUGGUGGACGUCUGCCUCAUUUGAAGUCAAACGCAAACACUCUGUACUGGUUCAAAUACUACUGUGUCGACGUCAUUGCGUUUUUGCUUGCGCUUGCAGUGCUGUUGCCCUUAGUAAUCUUUAAAAUGCUGAGAUUCUUGCUUUCGUUGCUUUGGAAGAGUAGAGGGAAGUCGAAGGAGGAUUCUCGUUUGAAAAUGGGUGUCUUCGGCGAUGCGCUUGUCUCCUGGUUGGUAAGCACUUAUGUCCUGGCAGCAUUGCAGAGCCAUGGAGCUUGUGAAAAGGCAAAAUCAAAGAUUGUUUUUAUGACAAUUCCAUUCGCAAACAGCCCAUAUUUCAAUUCUUUGGAACUUGCAGAGCAGAUGGCUAGCAGGGGACACGAGGUCUCGAUUCUAACAACCAAGUUCCUGAAGAAACGGACGAGCACUGUAAAACAUAUUGAUUAUCCAUUACCGAAUCCACAGAAGAUAGAAAAACUGCAAGAUUUGGCAGGCGAUGUAUCAAAAGAUUUUGGUCCCCGUACCUUUAUAAAUGCGGUACGAGAUGUAUCGCAGCUGUUUCUUGAUUCUUGCUUUGCGAUGUUGAAAACCAACGACACAAUGAAAGUCAUCCAAGAAGCAGACAUGAUCGUGACAAUAUCAGUGAUGCCAUGUGGACACUAUAUUGCUGAUAUAUUCGACAAGCCAACAAUAUUACUCCACCCAGCUUCAUUUUCUUUUAUCGCCUCAUAUACUGGAGUUCCCGAUCUUGCUAGCUUUGUCCCGAUGGUCACAGGUCCGUUUACUGAUGAAAUGUCUUUCAUCGAGCGAGUACAAAAUUUUCUCACCUAUAGAAUCAGGGAUAUCAUUGUGAAGGCUUUCUUAACAUAUUGGUUUAGAGACCUACAGUCGGCAUACAACUGGAAAAGUAAAGAUAGUUUCACUGAGCUUUUUGGAAAAACAGAGAUGGUGAUAGUGCCAAUGGAUUUUGCUUAUCAAUAUGUCUCUCCGAUCAUGCCUAAUACGUAUUUUGUUGGACCAUUGUUGGCAAAACCAUCAAAAGAGUUACCUGAAGAUCUUGAAGAGUUUAUGCAAAACUCAGGAGAGCACGGAGUUGUGUUGCUUGCUUUUGGUAGUGCAGUGUGUAAUAUGGACCAAGCCAUUGUUGAAAGAAUUCUAACUGCCAUUUCACGCAUGAAACAAAGGUUCAUUUGGAAACUAAAAUCCACGGAAAACUUGACAAUCCCCCCAAACCUGAAAGCACUGAAAUGGGUACCCCAGAAUGACAUUCUUGGCCACGAAAAGACCAAGGCUUUCGUUAGUCACAUGGGCAUAAACGGAGCCGCUGAAGCUGCGUAUCACGGUGUGCCGAUUGUCGCUGCGCCCUUUAAAGGCGAACGGUUCCAUAAUGCAAUUCUGUUCUCUAAGAGGGUAAAAAUGGCAAAGUUUAUUGACAUUGUAAAUGCUGACGCAGAUACAUGGCAACGAACUAUCGAAGAAGUCAUAUACAAUUCAAGCUACAAAGAGCAUGCAAUGAUGACGUCAAAACGUAUGCGAAGCUGGCCAAAAUCAAGUGCAGAAAGAGCCGGAGAUCUUGUUCAAUACGCUCUUGAUAAUGGCGGCCGUCUGCCUCAUUUAAAGUCAAAAGCAAACACUCUGUACUGGUUCCAAUACUACUGUGUCGACGUCAUUGCAUUUUUGCUUGCGCUGGCAGUGUUGUUGCCCGUAGUUAUCUUUAAAAUGCUGAGGAUCUUGCUUUCGUUGCUCUGGAGGAGUAGAGAGAAAUCGAAGAAGGAUUCUCUUUCUGUGAAAAUGGGCGUUCUCGGUAUGUUGGUCUGCGCUUUUGUCCUGGCUGCGUUGCAGAGCCAUGGAGCUUGCGAAAAGGCAAAAUCGAAGAUUGUUUUCAUGACGGUUCCCAUUGCAAAUAGCCCAUAUUUCAAUUCUUUGGAACUUGCUGAGCAGAUGGCUGACCGGGGACACGAGGUUUCAAUUUUUACAACAAAAUACCUCAAGAAGCGAAAGAGCACUGUAGAGCAUAUUGAUUACCAGCUCUCCAAUCCAGAACUUGUUGACAGGUUGAAUGCAUUAAUGAGUGAUGUUACAACAAGUUUUACGCCACUUUUGUUUGUGAGGACAGUGAGAGAUAUCUUGGAUUUCCUACUAGACUCUUGCUUUGCUAUACUUAAAAAUGAUGACACAAUGAAAAAGAUACAAGAAGCAGACAUGAUUGUGACAUUAUCAUUGAUGCCUUGUGGGCACUACAUUGCUGACAUAUUUGACAAACCUACCAUAACAUUGCACCCUGGUGCAUUAUAUGUUAUUGCCUCACUCACCGGAGCUCCAAGUCCCCCAAGUUAUGUCCCAACAACAGCAGCCAGGCUAACAGAUGAAAUGUCUUUCUUGGAGAGAGUAGAAAAUUUUCUUAUGUACAAAAUAAAAGAUGUUGCAAUGGAUUUUGGGAUCAGCUAUUAUUUUAGAGAACUGCAGUCUGCUUAUGGUUGGAAAAGCAAAGGCAGUUUCUCUGAAGUAUUUGGCAAAACAGAGAUGGUCAUAGUGCCAGUUGACUUUGCAUACCAGUAUGUCAACCCUUUAAUGCCAAAUACCUUUUAUGUUGGGCCAAUUCUACCAAAAGCACCAAAGGAGUUGCCAAAAGACCUUGAAGAGUUCAUGCAAAACUCAGGAGAGCACGGAGUUGUGUUGCUUGCUUUUGGUAGUGCAGUGUGUGAUAUGGAUCAAGUAAUUGUUGAAAGAAUUCUAACUGCCAUUUCACGCAUGAAACAAAGAUUCAUCUGGAAACUGAAAUCAACAGAAAACUUGACAAUCCCCCCAAACCUGAAAGCACUGAAAUGGGUACCCCAGAAUGACAUUCUUGGCCACGAAAAGACAAAGGCUUUCGUUAGUCACAUGGGCAUAAACGGAGCCGCUGAAGCUGCGUAUCACGGUGUACCGAUUGCCGCUGCGCCCAUCAAAGGUGAGCGAGUCCACAAUGCAAUGCUAUUUUCCAAGAAAGUGAAAAUGGCGAAGUUUAUCGACAUAGUAAAUGCUGAUGCAGAGACAUGGCAAAGUUCCAUCGAAGAGGUUAUUUAUAAUUCAAGCUACAAAGAGCAUGCAAUGAAGGCGUCAAAACGCAUGCGAAGCUGGCCAAAAUCAAGUGCAGAAAGAGCCGGAGAUCUUGUUCAAUACGCUCUUGAUAAUGGUGGACGUCUGCCUCAUUUGAAGUCAAACGCAAACACUCUGUACUGGUUUCAAUACUACUGUGUCGAUGUCGUUGCGUUUUUGCUGGCGCUCGCAGUGUUAUUACUCUUAGUUAUCUGUAAAAUGUUGAGACUCAUGAUUUCAUUUCUCUGUGGAAGAAGGUCAAAGUCAAAGGAAGAUUAGAACAGUUUCUUCUGCCAAUUUUUUCAAAUUAUUGGAAUUUUUCCGAAUUCCGAAUGGCUUUUUUGCUGGCUGAACUAUUAUUGUGCACUGCUCUUCUCUUGUUUUGAAGUUCUUGUCCCUAUUUGUUCAUUCACUGUCAGUCAAUGUUUAGAAAGGAUCUUUGAUUCACCUUUUAUCGACUUGUUAUUCAUCGAUAGCAUACACGAUAUCUUCAAAGGCACAUUUGAGUAGAGUCACAGAUGUAAACGAUUCCAAAACACACGUUGAAUAUUAUACAAUGUAAAUAUGCUGAUUAUGGGCCUAUUUAUAAUGGGUAGUUGUGUAAUAUAAAUAUUUGAUUUCAUCAAAAGAAAUGGCUACGUGCUUUUGUCAAUCGUUAAGAAAGUGCAUUUCA
Rhopilema esculentum is the source of this 7140-nucleotide messenger RNA. NCBI's taxonomy places the organism in Eukaryota, Metazoa, Cnidaria, Scyphozoa, Rhizostomeae, Rhizostomatidae. The record is from RefSeq and is a predicted model, not a curated record.